AGAAGAAGAAGAAGAAACACCACUCACAGACUCCCUCCGCGCUUUCUAUCAAAGAUGUUCAGCCCACAAUUUUCUCUCCUCGCCAUAAUGGCCUCCUCUCUGGCUCUCUCCGCUCUCGCGCAAGAUUCCUCCUCCUCCUCCUCCUCCUCCAGCACCACAGCCAGCUCUGCAGAUGUGACUGCUACCACUACGACGACUUCUGCACCUUCAAUCAAUAAUGCCGAAACGACGAUUACAGCCCUAUUCGGCUCUGCGACGACGGGUUUCGUGGGGAGUGUCGUUUCGGCGAAUCCUUGCGAGACGACUCUUGCUGUGGUCUGUGAUAGUGAGGAUCCGAAUCCGGUGGAUGUGUGUGUGUUGGUUCCUGAUGUUACUGCAACCGUAAUCCUCGGCCCCUCCGCCUACGCCUUCAUCUACGCAACCUCCACAGCAGGAGGUCUCAUCACCAUCGCCGAAUCCUGCGACCUCGACGGUCCCUCCGGAAGUUUCACCGGAGCGACCUGUACCGCAUCCGUAUACGCCUCCAUCGCAGGAGUUUCCACUUCUUCUGCCACUGUGGCGACGAUUACGGAUGAUGCAGAGUUUUUCUCGUAUGCUCCUGUGCCGAUUACUGCGGGUGCGAGCAGUUUGCCGACGGCGGGCGCGACUUGUGAUGCUGAGGCUGCUGCGGCGGCGACGCAGACGGAGAGGGGGGAUGAGGAUGCGGAGAGGACGUCGUCGGCUGGGGCGGUGCCGACGGCGAGGGUUGGGGAGGUUUUGUAUAAGAUUUUGGUGCCGGUUGGGGCGGCGGUUGUUGCUGCUGGGGCGGGAGGGUUGGUUUGAGGAUGUUUUUUUUUUCUGUUUCUUCGGGGGGAUUUACUGGUGUUUACCUAUGAG
Messenger RNA from Sphaerulina musiva SO2202, 876 nucleotides. RefSeq lists its product as uncharacterized. The record is from RefSeq and is a predicted model, not a curated record. Bases 55 to 822 code for a protein of 255 amino acids. The transcript has 2 exons. NCBI's taxonomy places the organism in Eukaryota, Fungi, Ascomycota, Dothideomycetes, Mycosphaerellales, Mycosphaerellaceae.